AUCUCCUUUUUGCCCCACCAUUUAAUUUGAUUGCACAGUGGACUCAUCCCUUCCAUUGGAUUGCUUAGACUCCAAAUCACACCGCCCCAAUCUGACCCUCUAUUUUUCUAUUGUUCUCUUUCUUCUUCAUUCUUCCAGUCUCUCUCUAUCCUUCUCUCUCCCACCUCUUUCCUCUUUCCUUCCCCCUUCCCCACACUCCCUGGUCGUCUUGGACUGGGAAGAAGAAUUCUAGAGUUUGGUGUUGGUGUUUAUUCAAGAGCAGCCAGUGCUUGCUUUUAGUAUUGGCGAGUCUUUCAGGACCCAGUGGUUUGGUUUGGGGAGGCCUGCAAGAAGAUCUUGUAUAAAUCCUUCUAAUUUUAGCGGAAAUUCUCACAUAAAAACACGAUUUUUGUGUUUUUUAGCUUCCCUGUGUUUUGGGUCGAUUUGUAUUGGGAUUAAAAGGGGAGGAGGAAAGGAGUGGUACGUAUGGGAAAGCAAGGACCUUGCUGCCAUUGUGGAGUUACAAGUACCCCACUUUGGCGGAAUGGGCCACCUGAAAAACCAGUUUUAUGCAAUGCAUGUGGUUCGAGGUGGAGGACCAAGGGUUCAUUGACAAACUAUGUACCACUACAUGCUCGUGAAGCCUUUGAUUCAGAUGAGCUAAAAGUUCCAAAAAUAAAAAAUAUAUCCUUUAAGCCUAAAGAGCAUAAGUUGCAAAAGAAAAAGCAAAGCAAUAAUAUAUUGGAAAGUGAAUGUGAAAUACAGUAUUGUGAUCAAAACUUUCAUAAGAUUGCCGAGGGAGACACGAGCAAUCGAUCCAGUUCUGGCUCAGCCAUAUCAGGUUCAGACAGCUGUGUACAAUUUGGCACCACUGAUGCAAGUGAUGUAACAGUUUGCUUUUCAGGUUCAGUGCAAUCAAAUGUAUGGGAUUCACUUGUGCCAUCAAAGAGGAGGACAUUUGUGACUCGCCCAAAGCCUUCUCCUGUUGAAAAGCUUACAAAGGACCUAUGUUCCAUAUUGCAUGAAGAACAAGCUUCUAAUUUGUCAAUAACCUCAGAAGAUGAUUUACUUUAUGAAAGUUUAACUCCAUUUGACUCUUCGGAGAUCGGGUAUGGAGGUGUACUGAUUAAACAUCCAAACUCGAAAUCUGUCGAGGAGGAAUCAGAAGCCAGCUCACUUCCAGUGGAUAAAUCAUAUCUUCGUAAUGAAAGUUAUACAGGUUCAUCCUUUCCAGUAAAUAUUGAAGGCAAAGGGACAAGUUUUCUGAAUUCUGGUACUGGCACAAUGAAGUCUACAACACAAUUGGCUCAAGAGAAUGUGAAAAGGGGUAAAAUUUCACAUGAAAAGUUAAAAAUCUUGCGAGACAGAGAAUCUCCCCUGACUUCUGCAGAUUUAAAUAUUAUUGUCAAGUAUGAUGUUUUCAUGAAAUACCUGACAUACGAGGAACGGCAACAAUUGAUGAAAUAUCUGCCAUCUAUAGACACUGUGAAACCUCCUGAAAGCCUCAAAAACAUGUUUGCCAGUCCCCAAUUCCUGGAGACAUUGUCUUACUUCCAGCAACUGCUUCAGGAAGGAGUUUUUGAUCUCUCCUUGUCAGGAGCAAAUGCUGAGGAGUGUAGGAACCUGAAAAGGCUUGUACUACUAAAUUGUUCAAAUCUUCAAUGGUUGGAGUGCUAUCAAAAAAUAAAGGAUGCACCCUCCAAGAAGACAAGAGGAGGAAAUGGAACAUCUCCCAGACGGAAGCUUACUGGUCUUUCCAAUUUCUCAUCCCUGAAAAGGCAUCAUGAUAAGCAAAACCGGGACUAUCCAGAGCUAAGCACCGUGAGAAGCUCGAAAAAGUUAUGCAAAUCUGGACGCAUGAGCCCUCCAAGAAGUUCAACUCAGCUGGAAUCUAGUAUAGUUUCCAAAGUAACCGAUGACACGGUGGACAUUGCAGAUCACGAAGGUGGUUGCUCGAGUCCAAGAAGAGUUUUGGCAUCUCCUGAUGAUAGGAGCUCCAUGCUAGCCUCGGUGCAGUUCAUCGCCGACAGUCCCGAAUGCGACUUGCUUCUGGAUGUGCCUUCCGGUGCAUCAUUUGCCGAAGCGGAACUUCUGUACCAUCCAUGGAAACAGAAAACGAACCGGAAUGGUUCCUGGACGGAGAGUGGAGUUGAAGCUUCCGACCACCCAUCUUCAAGUUUCACCAACAAAUAGUCAAGGCGUUGGUGGCAGACACAGUAGUAUAAUCGAAUCGAUCGUUUCCCUUUGAACAUAACCGAAGGACGAGUGCCUGAAAUAUGGUGUUAAACAGUCUUCUUCUCUCACCUCUGAUAAUUCACUCUACUUUUUCCAAGUACGCUGAAAACUGAGCGUUGCCUUUCUUUUAUUCCCUGGCAAGACGGUUGUAAUGUAACUCGAGGAGUAAAGGAGGAGUUUGUAUAAACUGUAAAGAAUUGGAGUUGCGGAGUUUAUAUAUGUUGCUCGUCACCAUU
Messenger RNA from Musa acuminata subsp. malaccensis (wild Malaysian banana), 2450 nucleotides. RefSeq names its product GATA transcription factor 26. Gene Ontology annotation, biological process: regulation of DNA-templated transcription. NCBI's taxonomy places the organism in Eukaryota, Viridiplantae, Streptophyta, Magnoliopsida, Zingiberales, Musaceae. Gene Ontology annotation, molecular function: sequence-specific DNA binding; zinc ion binding. The record is from RefSeq and is a predicted model, not a curated record.